Molecule: messenger RNA, 531 nt
Organism: Dioscorea cayenensis subsp. rotundata (Guinea yam)
Lineage: Eukaryota; Viridiplantae; Streptophyta; Magnoliopsida; Dioscoreales; Dioscoreaceae
Product: glycine-rich protein 23-like
Exons: 2
Coding region: 1-531 (176 amino acids)
Source: RefSeq, a predicted model, not a curated record
AUGGGGAAGUGGUUUUUAACUUGUUUGGUGCUAGCUUUGGUUGUAGCCAAAGGAUGGUCAAGGCCUCUGCAGGAGAUGAAAGGAGGUAAGAGUACCAGUGGUGGAGUUGGUUUGGAUGAUAAGAAAAACUGCAUAGGGAUUGGUGGCGCUGGUGGGUUUGCAGGAGCUGGGGUUGGUGGGAUUGUUAAGGGAAUUGGAGGGGGUAUUGGAGGUGGGAUUUUUAAGGGCAUUGGAGGGGGUAUAGGAGGUGGGAUUUUUAAGGGUGUUGGAGGGGGUAUAGGAGGUGCUGGAGGGCUUGGUGGACUAGGAGGUGCUGGAGGUUUGGGAGGGCUUGGCGGCGCUGGUGGUGGCCUUGGAGGUGGUAGUGGAUUUGGUGGAGGACUUGGAGAUCUUGGAGAUGAUUUGAAUAUGGAUGCAAUUUUUAAUGAAGAUGAUGAUGAUGACGAUGAUGAGAAUCAUGAGACAAAUGGCAUUGAAGCAAAUCUUGGAACCAAUUCUAUUUCUCCUUUUCCUUGGCCACCGAUGGAUUGA